Messenger RNA from Xyrichtys novacula (pearly razorfish), 3525 nucleotides. NCBI's taxonomy places the organism in Eukaryota, Metazoa, Chordata, Actinopteri, Labriformes, Labridae. The record is from the annotation of a GenBank genome assembly.
ACUUGAACUGAGAGAAAGCGACCUCUCUCUACACGGUUGUGGACAAAUGGAUCGAGGCUAGCUGGCUCGUUUGUGAGGUUGGUAGUUUCGAAACGGACGGGUAUGCCGACCUAAAACGCGUGUCACUUAUUGUCGAUAUCCUCCUGCCUGUUGUGCAUGUUUAGUUUUAAACGGCGCUGUUUUUAUUUAAUUUAGUUUAGCCGAGUUUAAUUCUUUACCUUCCUCUACGAACCAGCUGCAGCUAACUGUAGCCUCCAUUUUGUGAUAUUUUGCGGCUUACAACAGUUUUUUAAACCUAUUUUUCAUGGUCAAGAGCUCAUCCAACUUGAAGCACCUUUUGUAAGGAGAGGUCUAAAAGUUUGGGACAUUUAGUUUGAGAGAAAGAUGUCGGGAGUAAACAGGGGGCAGGGAAGCGCGGUUAGUGAAUAUCACAACCAAGAAAACAUGUUGUCAAGACUGAGAGGCUCCCUCAAACCCCGAGCAAACGAGAACCAAGAAAACCUGCCACCCAAACAGGCAGCAGCAACCAACAGAACCGUGCUGGGAGCCCUGCAGAACAACCAGAGGAGCAAAAGCCAGAACCAGCGCGGUACCAAACAGGUCAGUCUGAGUCCUGAAGCUAAGGAGCUAACUCCAGCUGCUAUUGUGGGUUUUGGAGGCAACGAACCAGACUCACAACAAUGCGCCACUUUUCUCUGUCAUGACUUGCUGUUGGUUUAAUACUUCUGUUAUGCAAAUACGUGAGUGUAUUUACUUCACGACUUUGCCAUGAUGCAGGUUUUCCGCCAUUUUCAUCUCAGCAGGUUUCUCCUCUUUAGCCGCUUUGAUACGAUUUUGACUGUUUUCAAGUAGCCUUCACUGUUUUCAGUCAGUUUCUAUUGUGCAUGAAAUAGUUUCUCAUGUUUUUAUCACUGAGAAACAAUGACUUGAUGCAGGCUACUAAAAUUCUGCAGUAAUUCAGUGUGAGGUUUGUCUUCUGCACUUAAAUGAAGACUCAGUAAAAAUGCCUCCCAAACAAAGUUGUACUAUAUUUCCCCAUUCAUCCCUAAAUUUGUACCCUGCUGCAUUAGCACUGUCUCUUUUUAAAUGAGAGUCUGCUUAAACUAAUUCUGAUACUGUCUUUUUCUCUUAGGAUUCAUCGCAGCCCCUGUCCUGUAAAAAUGAAGAUUUCAGCAAAAGCUGCCUCGAGAAGCCCUCCGCCAAGCAGCCCUCUUUCCAGAUCCACGUGGAUGAGCCCGAAGACUCCUGUGCCAAGAAGCCACAGCCUGCGGUUGAAGCUGUCAAAGCAAAGUCCAUCACAAAAGAGUCACCCCUUGCGAUUAACAAUGCGGUGGCACAGCUCCGACAGCCCCUGGCUACUAUUGAUAUUCCAUCAGCGAUGGAUGUCAGCUUUGGUGAGUUGUGAACAAAAUUUUGAAAUUCUCAUGACAACCUGACAAACACAACAUCUACAGCCAGGUAAGUUGCUUUAAAUCCUCAAACUAAUUUUUUGUUUUUUGCUCAGACUCUCCCAUGGACAUGUCUGUGGUUGAAGGAGAAGAGAAGCCAGUCAAUAUAAAUGGAGUCACAGAAUAUGCUGCUGAAAUCUACACCCACCUUAGGGAAAUGGAGGUAAGAACUUUGGGGUAAAUGCUAUCCCCCCCCCCCCCCCCUUUCCUUUUAGCUUUCUACAAAAUCUGCAUAUCUCCAAAAAAGAUUACUUUACUGUCCUGUUUCACAGUUAAAAUGAGACCCAUCAAACAGUUUCCCAAGUACCUGCAGUAAUAUUUUGGCCACUUGCAGGUAAAAACCCGACCGAAGGCUGGCUACAUGAAGAAACAACCCGACAUCACUAACAGCAUGAGGGCCAUCUUGGUGGACUGGCUGGUAGAGGUGGGAGAAGAGUACAAACUCCAGAAUGAGACUCUUUAUCUGGCUGUAAACUACAUAGAUCGAUUCCUGUCCUCAAUGUCCGUCCUGAGGGGAAAGCUUCAGCUGGUUGGGACCGCUGCCAUGCUUUUGGCUUCGUAUGUAUCUCCUAUGUUUUAUUCAGUCAGAUUAAAGGGUUUGCCAAAGGUUAGGCUUUCUUUGUGAGUGACUUGAUUUUUAAUCCUCAAAUAAAUACAGGAAAUUCGAGGAGAUCUACCCCCCAGAGGUGGCAGAGUUUGUUUACAUCACAGAUGACACCUACACCAAGAAGCAAGUGUUAAGAAUGGAGCAUCUGGUCCUUAAAGUGCUCUCCUUUGAUCUGGCUGCUCCAACAAUCAACCAGUUUCUCACCCAGUACAUCCUCCAUCAGCCAGUUAGCAAACAGGUGGAAAGCCUGGCAAUGGUGAGCCUGCUGCAGACAUUUUCUGUGUGUUUUGGAUCAGUUUGACCCUGUCUAAGCAUUUUAUCGCACAGAGAAAUGUAUUAUUUCUGGAGUGCAUGUUAUCCAUGUAGAUUUGAUUUGUCUUAAUAAUCCCGUUCCCCUCCCCCAGUACCUCAGUGAGCUCAGUUUAGUCGACUCUGAUCCCUUCUUGAAGUACCUGCCAUCACUGACAGCUUCUGCAGCCUACACCCUGGCCAGCAACACUGUGACUGGUGGCUCAUGGGUAAGUUUUAAUGUCAAACUUUGCUCAUCUUUUAUCUGUAAUACUAGCAAACCUUUUAAGUACAAGGUAAGCUAAGGGGAUGCUUGUAAUUUUUGGUAACAAGCAAUUUACUCAUGUCCUCCUCCUUCAGCCCAAGUCCUUAGCAGAGAUGACAGGAUACUCCCUGGAAGACUUGAUGCCAUGCAUUGAGGAUUUGCACCGACUCUACCUCAGUGCUGCUCAGCAUGCCCAGCAGUCUGUUCGGGAGAAAUACAAAACCACAAAGUAAGUAGCCUGCAGAAAAACACUUUUUAAAAAUUAACUAUUAUUGCUUCAGAUUGAUGAACACUUGUUUCUUUUCUAGGUAUUGUGAAGUUUCCCUCAUCGACGCUCCAACUAAAUUGCAGCUGAACUGACGUCUUCUCCUGUCCAUGUAGAGUUGUUCUCCUGUUCAAUUUUUUUUAAUUUUAUUUUUUUAAUAAUGUUUGCCCCAAUUUUGCGUCCUGCCCUGCUCUUCUAGGAGUAGAGCUAGAUGUUCAAAGUUUUAAUGGUGUUUUUUGUACAUCCUUGCCAGAUGCUAUAGUUUUGGUUAAUCAGGCAGUUUUAAAUUUUUGACGUUCAGACAAAAUGUAGAUGACCAUUUGCCACUUUGUAAUCGUUCUGCCUUGAUCUAUACUCAACCUGUUUCCAUUUAUGGACCUAAUCUCAGCAGUAAGUGUUGAUGGUUCACCAUAAGGUGUAACAUACUUAUUGGCCUCACAGAAUGGCAAUUAAAGCGUAUUUUGUCUGUCAUUGAGUCAGCUGUCUCAUUACACUGAUGUCUUGUCAAGACGUCUUCUGCACUGUAAAAUAUAGCUCUUGUAAAUAAAAAUCAUUUAAAGUAAGACUUAACGUCUACAUGUUUGUGCUCACACUGGACCCAUGAGGGCAGCAGAGGGCCAUUUUUGAGUCUGAAAGAUUUCACUGUACACAC